AUGGGAUCAAAAGAAUAUGUGAACAAUAUUAAGGAUAAUGAGGCAAGUAAUCUGUUACUUAUCCAUCAUGUAAGGGACAAAAAAUAGGUUACAUAGUAGUUAUAAUAAGCCCCCUUUCCUGAUUGCAAGGGUAUAUUCUAUUUUAGAAUUAUUCGUAAUACAAAGGAUGAUGAAUGCAAACUAUGUAAAGGAUAUGGAAAUGUUGAAGGAGUUAUAGAAAUUGAAAUACCGAUUGAUAAGGGAAUUUCUGAUGGUUAUUGUGUCAAAUUAUAUGGGAAAGGCAAUUUAUUUUAUUGGCAUACAAUGUCUUUGAAGGAAGCUUUAGUUGGUGUUAAAGUGAUUAACAUAACUACACACAAAAGAAAGGUUAGUCUUAAAUGGACAAUUUACAUUGAGUUUCCUAAAGAUCUUGAUCAAAAUGCUAUUCAGAAACUUGCUGAGGUAUAUUCAAAUAUCAUUCAUCUUUUACAACAUAAUAAAAUAGCAUAAAAUUAUAAGAAUUUAGAUUAGACGAUUUUGAAAAACACUAAGCCAGAAAAGAAGAAAAUGAUGAUGAAGAACUUAAUCAAAAUGGAAUUGAAUGCUCUAUGUUUUGAAUUUUUGUUUUAUUAUAAAAAAUAUGAAUCAAAAUUAAAGGAAAUUCGUUAGAUGUUACAAUUGUAAUAUGAAACCUGCAACUAUCAAAUGUUUUGA
Molecule: messenger RNA, 693 nt
Organism: Paramecium tetraurelia
Lineage: Eukaryota; Ciliophora; Oligohymenophorea; Peniculida; Parameciidae
Exons: 2
Source: RefSeq, a predicted model, not a curated record